ACUAAGUCCACAGCUCCUCUCACAGUAUUCUCACAGGGAUGUGGGUCUGACAGCAGCGAUAUCAGCGCACACAUUUGGAUAAGGAAUUCUCUUCUCUUUGACCAUUGUGGUGAACCGUGCAGGCAAUGCAGCAUAUCUCUGAGCCGAGGCCCAACAUGAUGACCCCAUCCCCCCCUACAGCUGAACCCUACCACCAAGGCAACGUCAGGAUGACCCUGGAAAAGGCUGACCUCUGGAAGUCCUUCCACAACCUGGGGACUGAGAUGAUAAUCACCAAACAUGGCCGGAGGAUGUUUCCCCAUUGCAACGUCAGUCUAUCUGGACUCCAACCCUAUACCAACUAUGUCCUCAUGGUGGAAAUGGUUCCGGUGGACAACUCCAGAUACAGGUGGAAUAAAGGCCAGUGGGACAUGGCUGGGAAAGCCGAGCCCCAGCUCCCCUGUCGGACGUACGUGCAUCCAGACUCCCCCACCCCGGGCUCCUACUGGAUGAAACAAUCGGUGUCCUUUCUCAAGCUCAAACUCACCAACCACACACUGGACCAGCACGGCCAUAUCAUCCUGCACUCUAUGCAUCGCUACAUCCCACGCUUCUCUGUGGUCCAGGCUGACAGUCUGCACAGUGUGCGCUGGGGACACUUCCAUUACUUCUCCUUCCCUGAGACCUCCUUCACUGCAGUCACGGCCUACCAGAACACUAAGAUCGCUAAACUGAAGAUUGACCACAACCCCUUUGCUAAAGGAUUCAAAGGGGAGAACACCCGUACUCAUAGCAAGAGGUGUCGAUCCAACAAGAGUUCUGGAAAUGCUUCAAAGAAAGCCAAACAAGACAGAGAAACAGAAUUCAAAAGUCCUUCAGACCUCCAAAGGGCAAAAUUAGACUGUGAGCCAGCAGAACGGGGGAUAACCUUGGGAACAACGGAGAACAUGGUGUCGGCUAAGGAGGAUCUCUUCUCCCCCUGGGCCAUAGAACAGGACCCAUCCCAGAGCCACAGCCUGCACACUGAACUACUGGAGCUCCACGACCACAGACAGGACUACAGCACCGAGGAGCAGAUGGUGCCUGGCCCUGCAUCUAUGUCCUCCCAACCAUGCAGAUCUGUUGAGCAUGGCAGACUUCCAUCUCCAUCUUCUGUAGUGGAGGAUUGCAAAGGCAGGCGCAGCUAUGAGUCUCACCUCCGUGAUGUAGCCACUGUCCCUGGGCACAAGACUAACAGUCCUGGCCCUGUCAGGGACAUGGGACACACCCCCUUGGCUCAAGCUAUGCCCCAGGACUAUAGCAUGUCCCCUGUCCAUCUGCCCACGUCCUCCAAAACCUACCCUGGGUACUUGGGUUACAGUUAUCCCCUCUAUGGCCACUACACUACUAACCAGGGCAUGGGUCAGUGGAGUGAGGGUGGUACAGGACAGUACCCUGGACAGUCCUUGACUCACCACCUGCCCUUCUUCACCAGUCAAACACUGACUGCAGACCACGGCACCCACCAACGCAGCGUCCAUCACCAUGGCAACACAGAGGCAGAGUGGAGCUGGAGCCAGUACUUGAGUUUGGAUAAUGAUCAGAAUAGCUGACUCUGACUCACAAAGUGAAGGAGCUGAGAUUCAUUCUGUGAACAAAGCUACUUGUGACAUUUCAGAAAAGUGAGAGCCUAUGAUCUUUGUGCACGAGGUCCAAACCAAGAUAUCGUCAAGUGUGUUUAAAAAAAACUUGCUCUCUGCUAUGGACAUGUGUGUCAAGAGAAGUGUGUGCAAUUUUCUGUUCCAAGUCUAUGCAGAGCUGCAGUCCUAUUUAGCGGAAAUAGCAGAUGGCUAUUUGAGCUAUAUACUGGACUUAAUGGACUGAGCCUCCUCAUACUGUGCCUGGUGCUCCAUAUGAACUGCAUUCAAAUGUUUGUGGGCAUUCAUGCUUGUAUUACGCAUGUGAUGUGCGUAUGCGUUUUUGUUUACUUAUCAAAGUGAUGACAAUUGAGAUCAGAUUAUGACCAAAAGGAUAUCAUGAUAUCCAAAAAUAAAUAAUAAUAAGAUUCCCAUAUCGGUAUAGUUC
This is a messenger RNA of Oncorhynchus keta (chum salmon), 2043 nucleotides long. Its product is annotated as T-box-containing protein TBX6L-like. NCBI's taxonomy places the organism in Eukaryota, Metazoa, Chordata, Actinopteri, Salmoniformes, Salmonidae. The coding region runs from base 126 to 1571 and encodes 481 amino acids. The transcript is spliced from 9 exons. Gene Ontology annotation, cellular component: nucleus. The record is from RefSeq and is a predicted model, not a curated record. Gene Ontology annotation, biological process: heart morphogenesis; positive regulation of DNA-templated transcription; cell fate specification. Gene Ontology annotation, molecular function: DNA-binding transcription factor activity, RNA polymerase II-specific; RNA polymerase II cis-regulatory region sequence-specific DNA binding.